UCAAGCAAAGUGCAGCAAUACAGAGAUCUCUCUGAAUUCACACGCUGUAAAUUAGCAAGGAGCAACAGGAAUGGUAUCUGGUGAAAACCACACAGACCAUGGAAGGCUUCUUACCAAAAUCCUGUCCCAAACUGGGAAUAGAAACAGUAAAUCCCUCUCUGUAUCCAGUGCCAGGCAAGCGGAGAGUGUUACACGUCCUCAUUCCCCAACUGAUGACCAUCAAGAGAUGCUACGUUCAUGCAGAUACAUAACGGAGCUAAACUCAGACGAUGCCCAGCCAGAUUGGGUUGUAGAGAGAAGUAAGGUUCGUGUUGGAGAAUUAACCUUUUUUAAGCAGAAUUUGCUUUCAUCCAAACAGGUAAAACAGUUAGAUGAGAUCUCGCUUCCACGUCUGAAGCCAUCAAGACCAGAGAGUGGACCUCUUUAUGCAAGGAUAGAGAAACCACACCAGUACCUGAAGGCCACCUUACCCAAGUCAUCUGUAAAUGAGCUUGAUAUUGGUUGGAAGCCACAAAUAACAACCUACAAUGUUCAGUUUGGCAGGCCAACAAGAUCUAGUCUUUUACGCUCGGGACAUCAAUCUGCAGCAGUAACUAGAAACAUUCCGGCAAAGCAUGAAUUGCAGAAACCACCUCUGGAAUCCUGUGCAGGAAGGACUCUGAAGCAAAGCAAAAGGCUGCAAACGAUGUCUCUAGGAGAGACAGACCAUUCCUUUUUGGUUGGAGCUCGAUACAACAGGAAGUAUCUUGACUCCCAAGCGUUCCAGAAAUAUGGACUCUUCAUUUCCAGAAGCAAACACGGAGUCACUUUUCUUACUCAGUGCACCAUGGAACAUAAGAAAAGUAGUACUGGAGUCAAGGACUUGAUGCAAGAUUCAGUAGAUCUGGACAUCCACCACACUUUACGACCUAAAGACAGUGGAGAAGAAAAGAGGCACGUGACAUCAUCUGGAUUUGAAAAGCAAAACAAGAUUUAAUGUAGAACAAAUACUAAAGAUAGAAUUUCUGAAAUAGUUUUAAGGGUCAAAAUGAGGUCACUUUAAAAAUACAGUACAGUAUUAAAUAUAUCGAUUCUAAUAUGUAUAAAUUUCAUCUAAUAAUAUAUAUAUUUUUUUCUUUCUCUAUAUAUAUAUAGAUAUCAUUACAGAGAAAUGCUGGGAGUUCGAAAUACAAACAGAAUCAACCGCACUGAUAUUUCCUAAGGAUAUCCAUCAUUGUCAAAACCUCUUUACUGUAUUAAUAUCGUAUGUCCAGAGAAAAGAUUGCUGAAUGCUGGUGAUAUUAUUUUCUUAAUAUAAAUAUCAACCUAGGAGGUCUUUCAAAGAAAAUAGUUACAUACGAAAUUUCUGCACUGUUAUAAUAACCCGUAAUCAAUUCAUCAGAGUAAUUAACUUUUUGUUAUUCUCAUUCAAUUUCUUCCUAUUAAUACAGGUAUGACUUACUAAAAACUGAUUUAACUGUGCUUUGUGAAUGAUAAUUGUAGAUGUCAAUGAACUUUGCAUUAAUAAUAAAAUUAAGAAAAGUAAGAAUAUAGUAAAAAA
Molecule: messenger RNA, 1540 nt
Organism: Spea bombifrons (plains spadefoot toad)
Lineage: Eukaryota; Metazoa; Chordata; Amphibia; Anura; Pelobatidae
Exons: 9
Coding region: 71-976 (301 amino acids)
Source: RefSeq, a predicted model, not a curated record